This is a messenger RNA of Strigops habroptila (Kakapo), 2478 nucleotides long. It is a transcript of the gene EGR4, whose product is annotated as early growth response 4. The transcript has 2 exons. Gene Ontology annotation, molecular function: DNA-binding transcription factor activity, RNA polymerase II-specific; RNA polymerase II cis-regulatory region sequence-specific DNA binding. Gene Ontology annotation, biological process: regulation of transcription by RNA polymerase II. The coding region runs from base 382 to 1833 and encodes 483 amino acids. The record is from RefSeq and is a predicted model, not a curated record. Lineage: Eukaryota; Metazoa; Chordata; Aves; Psittaciformes; Psittacidae.
AGAGCCGGGCGCCGCUCGGGCUGCCGCUGCUGCCUGCCCCUGCCCGCCCCUGCCUGCCCCGGCCCGGCCCCCGGGACCUGACACCCCCCCUCCAUCACCCCGGGGCACAGCAUCGCCGCCGGCACCCGGCACCGGCAUCCCCCCAUUGCCCCAGGCAUCCCGGAGCAUCCCUCAGGCGGCCCCUGGCAUCUACCCCGAGCACCCCCCGGCUCGGUCCGGGUACCCCAAGCACCCCCGUGCUCGCCCCGAGCAUCCCCCUCCUUCCCUUGAGCAUCCUCCUGCUACCCCCGAGCAUCCCUCUAUUCCCCAUUAGCAUCCUCCUGCUCCCUCCGAGCUCGCUCCAGCCCGGCCCCCCCCGCUCCGGCCGUGCUUCCAAAGGAGAUGCUCAACGUUAUGGAUUUUUCCUGCCCGGAUCCUCUUUACUCCAAAUACGAGGAAAGCUGCGAGCUGAAACCCGGCGACCUGCAGAGCUUGGGGCAGGCUGAGCAGCAACUCCUGGCAGAAGGCGAUUUCCUCGGAGGUGAGGUGCUGGGCACCCCGAUGAGCGGCGGGGCGGUGGAUUACUCCCUGCUGGGCAGCCAGCCCUCCCCUUCGCUCAGCUACACCGGCAGCUUCUUCAUCAAGGCGGUACCGGAGCAUCCCCAGGACCAGGAAUCCCUCUUCAACCUGAUGUCAGGGAUCCUGGGCAUCUCCCCCUUCGCCUCCUCCGAGGACCACCAAAGGCAUCUGGAUGCUCUUUAUCCGUGUCCCGAUGUGGCUCAGAGCCAGCUGGACCUUUAUCCCAACUGCCAGCCCGAAAUGAAUGGAUCCACCCAAACCCCAUUCCCGGAGCAGGGCUACGGCAGCUUCCCUGCUCCAGAGGCUGCUCAACCCCUCCAGGCACAGCCCACCUUGGGAAACACCUCCCAGUGCUUCUUCCAACCCAAGCUCCUGGAUAACAAGCAGGACAUCAAGCUGACCUCUGGUUCCCCACCCCUGGACAAGUUUAAAGCCUCCUGCACCCAGUGGGAGCCCAUCACCCAGCAUCAGGCCUACUUGCCCUCUGGCUACCAUUCUCCCGAAGCAUUCCCAGCCGGAGAGAGCAACCAGGGGCUGUUCCAUCCACUGGGCUCCAAGAUGGAGAGUGUCUUGUCUGUGAGCUGCCAGUCGGAGCUUGGAAGCCUGGCAGAGGAUGCUCCCUGCUUCGGGACCCAUCUGGGCUUCGGCUGCGAGCCAGAGAACUUCCCGGCUGACACCAAGAUCCACAACCUCCCUCCUCCAUUGAUCCCAGAAUUCGACGCUUCCUUAACCCAGCCUGAAGUCCUGCCAGCGCUGAUGAGCUCAGCCGAGCUCCUCCAUCCUCAUCCCUCACCCUCUGUCCCCGCCACGGACUUUUUGGGCCACGCCACCUCUUCCUCCAUCCCUUCCCUUCUUCCCACCAACCCUCCCACCUUGGCCGAGCCCAAGAAGAAGACUCGCCGGACCAAGUGCUCUUCCAAAUGCUUCUGCCCAAAACCCCAUGAGAAAGCAUUCGCCUGCCCUGUGGAGAACUGCAUCCGGAGCUUCGCCCGCUCGGAUGAGCUCAACAGGCACCUCCGCAUCCACACGGGCCACAAACCCUUCCAGUGCCGCAUCUGCCUGAGGAACUUCAGCCGCAGCGACCACCUCACCACCCAUAUCCGCACCCACACGGGCGAGAAGCCCUUCUCCUGCGAUACCUGCGGGCGCCGCUUCGCCAGGAGCGACGAGAAGAAGCGCCACAGCAAGGUCCACCUCAAGCAGAAAGCCCGGACCGAGGAGAAGCUCAAAGGUUUGGGCUUCUUCUCGGUGGGGCUCUCCUUCGGGACGCUGUGAAACCCCGACCUAAGCACUGGGAGAUGGCGUUUCCCGACGUUCCCCCGAGCAUCUCGUGGGAGAGCCGGGCUGGGAAUAUCCUCCUGGGGUGGCCCUGGAGAAGAGGAUGACGGUGGAUCAGGCCCGUGUUGGGAUGGAGAAGGGCACACGGGAGUUAGAUGUGGUGCCACGGCGCUGGACCGAGGUGGGAUGUGGCAGCUCCGGUUGCCCCGGAGCCAUCUCCAAACUGCAGGGACUGAGUCAUUUUUAUAGCUCCUAUUCCAAGGAGGGGAAAUGAAUACCCAUGGACGGAAAGAAAUCACCUCCCAGAUGGGUUUUAUACCCCCGAACCCAUGGACAAUGUGUGUUUGUAGCGACCUGACUGUGAUUCCCCCUGCCAGCACUUUACAGGAUGCUCCUGAUGGGUUAUUUACCACCCAGCACAGUCGGGGGCUGCGGCAGCACCGGCCCUUUCUCCCAAAGGAGAGAGAUGCCACCAGGCUCCAGCAGCCGGUGCCUGAUGGUCCCUUUGGAAAGGUGAUGUCAUUAUUAUUAUUAUUAUUAUUGUUAUUAUUAUUAUUAUUAUCCUGUUUGUAAGAAGGAAGAAGCCUCUAUCAAGAUGAGAAAAUCCUGUCUAUUUUUCUAAUUAAAGAUUUGAGCUGAUCC